AUGAGUCGCACAUUGUCGAGCCGCCUCGCGGCAAAGUCGCUUUUCCAAUGUCCUCGAGUCACCCUCCAAUCUAUCCGAUCGAUCUCGCAAACGACUCCUGUCCGCGAUGACAAGCCUAAGAGCCGACCCAGCACCGCUUCGAUCCUGGAGAGCAUCUAUGGCCCACAAGAAACAACCAAGACGGAGUCUACUCCCAACAAUAGUGCCAUGGCCAACCUAUCCCAGAGUCUUGUCUUCAAGACACUCGACCAGACCAACAUUGAUACGAGCGCCUUGAACAGAAGAUCGAAUCGCAAGGCACAGGCAAAGGAGGACGACCUUGAGCCUUACCACUUCCACAUCUACUCUCACAAGCACAACACUCACAUUACUUGCACCAAGCCCGACCGAGGCCCCAUCAUUUCCCUUUCGGCUGGCAACAUUGGAUUCCGCAAGUCUCGUCGUGGUACUUUCGAUGCCGCCUACUCUCUUACCAAGUAUGUCCUAGAGCGAUUAAUCCAUACCGGCUGGCCGAUCAAAAUGAACCGAUUGGAGGUUGUGAUGCGAGGUUUUGGCCAGGGACGAGAAGCCGCUCUCAAGGUCUUGAUGAGCCCCGAGGGCAAGGUCUUGCGAGACAAGAUUGUGCGUGUGGCCGAUUCAACAAGAAUCAAGUUCGGUGGUACCAGGAGUGAGAAGCCCAGACGUCUGUAA
Molecule: messenger RNA, 690 nt
Organism: Fusarium coffeatum
Lineage: Eukaryota; Fungi; Ascomycota; Sordariomycetes; Hypocreales; Nectriaceae
Exons: 1
Coding region: 1-690 (229 amino acids)
Biological process (GO): maturation of SSU-rRNA from tricistronic rRNA transcript (SSU-rRNA, 5.8S rRNA, LSU-rRNA); translation; ribosomal small subunit assembly
Cellular component (GO): mitochondrial small ribosomal subunit; ribosome
Molecular function (GO): mRNA 5'-UTR binding; structural constituent of ribosome; small ribosomal subunit rRNA binding
Source: RefSeq, a predicted model, not a curated record